This is a messenger RNA of Mytilinidion resinicola, 2139 nucleotides long. RefSeq lists its product as uncharacterized. Bases 1 to 2139 code for a protein of 712 amino acids. Gene Ontology annotation, cellular component: cytoplasm; microtubule; membrane. The record is from RefSeq and is a predicted model, not a curated record. Gene Ontology annotation, molecular function: GTP binding; GTPase activity; microtubule binding. Lineage: Eukaryota; Fungi; Ascomycota; Dothideomycetes; Mytilinidiales; Mytilinidiaceae. The transcript has 3 exons.
AUGAGCGUCCCUCCAAGCAAGUGGUCUUCUGAGACUUCGCUUAACCAAUUGCAUUCGCGCGACGAAUCCGAAUUACUCGAUGUCAUUGACCAGCUCCGCUUUCAAGGAGUUGGCCGAUUCUUAGGAGAGGACGGUUUGCCACAGCUCAUCGUCGCGGGAGACCAAAGUAGUGGAAAGAGCUCGGUUCUAGAAGCUCUGACGAGAGUUCGAUUUCCUAUUCGGAGCAAACAAUGUACCACAUUCGCGACCGAGUUGAAGCUUCGUCGAAGCACCACCUCUCGGAUCAGUACUCGAAUCAAGCCUGGACCAAACCGUACCGAGGAGGACAAGCAACGUUUAGCGCGAUUCAAGGAAUCCUGUUCAUCACCAGAACAAUUCCCUGAAUUGAUAGAUCUAGCGAGAGCCUGUAUGAAAGGUAUAGAUCGCGAGAGCUCGGAAACUUUCUUUGACGACAUUCUUCAAGUGGAGAUCUUUGGCCCAGAUCUCGCGCCUUUGACGGUUGUUGAUCUUCCUGGUAUCAUACAUUUCCACAACAACGACCAAGAAGUAUCCACGGUGUCGGAUCUCGUCCAAAAGUACAUGAGACACCGCAACAGUAUCAUCCUCGCUGUUGUAGCGGCGAGCAACGAUUAUAACAACCAAAUAAUCCUUAAGUAUGCAACACGAAUUGUUCCCGGUGGUGAAAGAGUUCUGGGCAUCAUAACGAAGCCAGACACUCUGACCCCGGACUCGGAUAGAGAGCUGGACUUUCUGAAUCUUGCUCGGAAUACCGAGAUCAAAUUUGAGCAUGGUUGGCACGUUGUCCGAAACUGGGAUUCAGAUACAAAAAACAGCACUUUUGAAGAGAGAGACCAGGUCGAGCAAGAUUUCUUUGAAAACAGUAGUUGGGCAGGCUUGCCUACUCUGAAUCCAGGUUUAGGAAUCAGCUCGUUACGGCAAAGACUAAGUGAGAUCCUCCUAGACCAUAUCCGUACGAUCUUGCCGUCUAUCCGGAAAAAGCUCAGCGAAGAUCGCGAGGAGAGCGAGGGAUUGCUAAGAAGACUUGGCUCGCCACGCGAAACGACCAGAGAACAACAAGAUUACCUAUCUAAUAUCAGCGAUGCGUUCUAUGAGCAUAUGCAAGAUGCUCUGGAUGGAAUAUAUCGCAGGAGCAAGUUUUUCAAUGGAGAACACAGGCGGCUGAGAGCUGUGAUACGGAAUCUCAAUGAAGAAUUUGCGAUUGAUAUGCUUCAAAAAGGUCAAAAGUGGUAUAUUCUACCUGAUGAUUUGGCAGAGGAUUCAACACCGAUCGCAAAGCUCCUCACUGGUCGAGCUUAUCUCAGAAGCAAAUUCCUUCAUGAAGUUGUGCUUCCCUUGGUUCGAAGCGAACGGGGCCAUGAGCUUCCCGGAGUCUUCAACCAUCUCUUGAUCGGGUCUUUGUUUCGUCGGCAAAUGGAGCCCUGGGAAAAUCUCGCCAAGGCUCACAUACAAAGGGUUUGGUUUGCCAUCAAUCGAUGUCUCGAAGAAGUCCUAGGACACAUCACGAAUGAGACAACAUGCAACAACUUGCUAAUGCAUGUCAUUGAUCCGGCUAUGAAGUCUCGGCAGCUCGAGGUCAUGAAAAAGCUUCAGGAGCUACUUCUCCCUCAUAGAGACUAUGAGCCGAUGAAUCUCGACCCGACCUUCUUCCUCAACGUUCAGACAGUUAACCCUCAGAAAGAAAAUUCUGGUUCGUUGGAUAAGAACAGUCGUACCUCACCUGAAGACCCUUCUAACCUCGGCCCCGACUCUGGAACGGUUGGGGCCAAUGACGGUCAUGGAAGUCUCUCCGAUCAGUAUGAAUGCUCGAACGCCCUGGAUGCGAUGCAGUCUUAUUAUAAGCCUGCCAUGAUCCAAUUCAUAAACAACGUAGCAUCAUUGGGCAUCGAACAGUGUCUCCUUGUCGGCCUUCCAAAGAUAUUCUCUUCCGCCACAGUACGGAAUAUGAAUGAUGAUAUACUAAUUGCUGUAGCGGCAGAAUCUCGAGCCAUAGUCACGGAGAGGAGCCGGUUGAGUAAGAAGUUGGAACUUUUGGAGACUGGUCUGGAAACCAUAAGAAGGUUCACACCACGUGGUAAGCACUCCGUUUCCUUCAAAUGCAUAGUACCGGUCCUAAGGUAA